This is a messenger RNA of Bactrocera oleae (olive fruit fly), 1240 nucleotides long. RefSeq names its product circadian clock-controlled protein daywake. NCBI's taxonomy places the organism in Eukaryota, Metazoa, Arthropoda, Insecta, Diptera, Tephritidae. The record is from RefSeq and is a predicted model, not a curated record.
CACCCUGUAUAUUAAUGUGCAUGUAUAAAAAAAACUCAUGAGAUGAAAUUUUCUGCAAAUUCAAAAAUUGCCAAAAACAAGUUCCGCGAAUCUAAGGCUGUAUGUACAGCACAAAAGUAAACACGAUUUUUUUCAUAUGAAUUAGUAACAAAUAUAAAACUUAAAGGUUGACACUAAUUUCAAUUUAGAAUAACUGUGCACGGCAAGCACGACGGAUAUUUCUCAGCACAAUAGCAAUACUAAGAAAAAAUUUUCAAUUAAAUAAUUUCGUUAGAAAUUUCAUAGUGUUAAAAUUAUUAAAUUUAAAUUAUUAGAUUUCCGUUACAUGCCAAAAUGAGUGCGAAGUUGUGCAGUUUAAGUUUUCUGUUGGUGCUCACGCUACAAACUUCGCUUGUGGUGGGCAAGCAUUUGGUGGACAAACCUUCUUUUCUAAAACCCUGUGAUUUCAAUGGUAACAACUUAAAUACGUGCUUUGCGUCGAAUUUCCAAGUUUUAUUCCGCGAAUGGAAGGAUGGUAUUCCUGGUUUAAAGUCUCUGGGUUCUUUAGAACCAUUAAGUAUAAAGCGCCUUAAGAUAAAUCAAAGUGGUGCACUUCAAAUCAAUGCCGAAAUAGAAAAUUUGCUUGUGAACGGUGCCAGUGGAGCGAAGGUGGUAGAAGCAUCUGUCGACAGAAAUACAUUGGAUGUGUUUGCGAAACUUGAAUUGCCCGAAUUGCGUGCUACCGGUAAUUACAAGGUUAAAGGAUCCGUUUUGGGUCUGAACCUUAACGGACAAGGCACAGCAAGCUUCGUAGCAAAGAACAUCAUCUUGUCUUUCAACAUUAAAACGAGGUUGCGUCGCACAGAUGAUUUAGUAUUCUCCGAGAUCUUAAGCCUUAAGGCGAAAAUCCUUAAUAUCGGCGACUUUCACAUAGAUGUGCAGAAUUUGUUUGGCGGCCAGCGCGAUCUUGAAUAUACCGCCAAUGAUCUAUUCAAUCAAAACUGGCGCGAAUUAUAUGGAACUCUAGCGCCAACAUUAGAGCAAACGCUGGAACUGGUGUUGAAGGAUCGCUUCACGAAAAUCUAUUCAUUUGUACCAGCAAAUUUCUUUAUCAACAAUUUGCCUUGAAUGUUGACCUCAAAAUUAGAUUGAGUCGACAGUUUUUGAGCGUUUGGAAGAACAAUUAUUGUGAUUAUUACAUGAUUUAUUAAUUGUAAAAGUAUUUUUUAUUUAUGUACUUAAAAAUUAAAUAAAUAUAGAC